AUGCUUUCAAAUCCCAUCAACCUGCCCAAGUGGCUCGAAGAGAACUCUCACCUGCUGAAGCCCCCCAUCAACAACUACUGCGUCUACAACGACGACUUCACCGUCAUGAUCGUCGGCGGCCCCAACGCCCGCACCGACUACCACAUCAACACGACGCCCGAGUGGUUCUACCAGUACAAGGGCGCCAUGACCCUCAAGGUCGUCGAUCCGGCCGACGGCGCCUUCAAGGACAUCGUCAUCCGCGAGGGCGACAUGUUCCUGCUGCCCGCCAACACGCCGCACAACCCCGUCCGCUUCGCCGACACGGUCGGCGUCGUGCUCGAGCAGCGCCGGCCGCCGGGGCGCCUCGACCGCAUGCGCUGGUACUGCGACGGCUGCCGGGCCGUCGUGCACGAGGCGGCCUUCCACUGCACGGACCUGGGCACGCAGAUCAAGGCGGCCGUCAACGAGUUCAAGGCGAGCGAGGAGAAGAGGAGAUGCGGCGCGUGCGGGACCAUGGCUGAGGCGGCGCCGCGGCCGGGGAGCAUUCGGGACCCGAACCUGGAGUAA
Verticillium nonalfalfae is the source of this 549-nucleotide messenger RNA. It is a transcript of the gene BNA1, whose product is annotated as 3-hydroxyanthranilic acid dioxygenase. NCBI's taxonomy places the organism in Eukaryota, Fungi, Ascomycota, Sordariomycetes, Glomerellales, Plectosphaerellaceae. Gene Ontology annotation, biological process: quinolinate metabolic process; 'de novo' NAD+ biosynthetic process from L-tryptophan. Bases 1 to 549 code for a protein of 182 amino acids. The record is from RefSeq and is a predicted model, not a curated record. Gene Ontology annotation, molecular function: iron ion binding; 3-hydroxyanthranilate 3,4-dioxygenase activity. Gene Ontology annotation, cellular component: cytoplasm. The transcript has 3 exons.